AAAAAUCACUUAUUGACCAUUCCCAGGGAAUAUUCAGUUCAUCAGAGCAGGAUUCUAUAGUUCUGCAUUUUGAGUGAGAGCCUGAAUCUAGGGCACCAAAGCGACAUACCCCCAAUUCAUAAACUUAUGUAAUUUUAUGCCUAACCUGUGGUUUCCUGUCAUUUAAUUGGCGACUGUUCUGAUUAGUAACAAUUGCUUUUCUGUUUCCAUGUGUUCCAUGUGUCAAAUUACAUAGUUCUACUGUAAUAUAAGUUCAAACUUUUGUUGCAAUUUGCAAAUAGUAUGCAGUUCUUGUGAGAGGAAAACGAAAUUCUCUCCCAAGUCCCAAAGCAUGAGCACGUAUAUGCAUAUAUGGGUGGGAUGUGAAGGGUUGACAAAAAAAAUGGGUUUCGUAAGGGGGUGAAGCCAAACGAGGCCCGAAUUGGUUUUUGCCCUGUUACCAAUUCACUGGAAGAAAUAAAAAUAAGUGGAAAUAUAUAGGGGAGGAUGUAGCCUGCAAUAAACAAAUAGCACUCCCUCAUGUCAACCAGCAACCCAUUUGCAAAAUUAACCCACUCUGAUCUUAGGAAGAAAUAAAACAUCAUCAAAAACAACAUCUUGUACAAGAAUCGGGAAUUUUAGACGAUCAAAAAAUAAAAUCUAUUACCCCUGUCAUCACAACUGUAUUAACCAAGAACAAGUGUGUGAAGGAGGGGAAGCCUUGGAAUUCAAUAUGUUGAUCAGCAACAAGGAAUCAUUCUCGACCAAGGUUUAAAAUAUUGAUAUGUUUUAGGAGUAUUCAAAAGACAAAAAUUUCCUCAUUUCUUACGUUAUGCCAAAACAAGGCCCGUUUUUUGAUGAACUAGGCUGAAGCCUUUCUUAUGAACCAGGAUGAAGUGGAGGCACCCUCAUCGUAAGAUGAGGCGAGUUUGAAACACACGUCCCCAACCGCUCCUAUGUAGACAUGAACAGAAUAUGGAAGAGAGCGAUCAACCACCUAGYAGAAAACCAGUCAUCUCUACUCAGGCUUGGAGGGCUAGAAGAAGCUAUGCAGUUCCUCCAGUCAAAACACAUUCCCUUAAAUUCCACUUCGUACUCAUCAAUUWUGCAGCUCUGUAUUGAUUCAAAGGCUGAGAAAGAAGGUCGAUUUCUUCACGACCAUCUUCUAAGAAAUGGGUUCAGCUCGGACCUGUAUUUGAGCACCAAAYUGAUAAUUUUYUAUGCGAAAAUAGGAGACAUGGAUGCUGCUUGCAAUGUAUUUGAUAAAAUGCCUAAAAAAAGUGUUGUGUCUUGGACUGCAAUUAUUUCGGGGUUUUCUCAAAAUGGGCCUUCAGAGAAGGCUCUGGAGGUAUUCUCCGAAAUGCAUCUUUCUGGUCUUAAGGCCAAUCAAUUCACUUAUGGAAGUGUUUUGAGGUCAUGCACGAAUAUGAUGUGYUUGGAAAAGGGGCAGCAGAUACAUGGUUGUAUUGUGAAGAGUAGAUUUAUUGAAAACUUAUUUGUACAGACUGCUUUAGUUGAUUUUUAUGCCAAGUGUGGAAGGAUAGAAGAUGCUAGGCUUUUGUUUGAGACGAUGUCACAGCGGGAUGUGGUUUCUUGGAAUGCGGUAAUUGCCGGAUUUGCUGUUCAGGGGCUUGCAGAUGAUUCCUUUGGUAUGUUUCGUUCAAUGCUSUGUGAAGGUGUUAUGCCUGACAACUUCACUUUUGGAAGUGUUCUAAGAGCUUGUGAUAGAGGUAAAGAUCUUAUGAAGGUUAACCGGAUUCAUGGUUUCAUUAUCCAACUGGGUUUUAGAUAUCAUGAAGUGGUGAUUGGAUCAUUGAUUGAUGCUUAUGCAAGAUGCGGAAGUGUGAGAAAUGCAAGGUUUCUUUAUGAUUCUAUGGCAGAAAAAGAUCUGAUCUCUUGUACUGCACUGAUAACUGGAUAUGCACGUGAGAGAUGUACCACUGAUGCCUUGGAUCUCUUUAAUGAAAUAAAUCGGAUGCACAUGAGAAUGGAUAAGGUCAUCCUUUGUUCCAUGUUUAAUAUAUGCGCUAAUAUAGCAUCCUUGAGCUUAUCAAGACAAUUUCAUGCCUUUGCUUUAAAGAAUCAACCCAACUAUGAUACAGCAAUGGGUAAUGCUCUCAUAGACAUGUAUGCUAAAUCAGGAGAAAUUGAAGAUGCUAACCAUGCUYUUGAGGAGAUGCAGGGAAAAAAUGUUAUUUCAUGGACUUCAUUGAUUGCUGGAUAUGGGAAACAUGGAUAUGGAGAAAAGGCUAUUACACUUUUUCAGAAGAUGGAAGGUAGUGAGCUGAAGCCUAAUGAUGUGACAUUUUUGGCUCUUCUCUUUGCUUGUAGCCAUAGUGGAUUGAUCAGUGAAGGAUAUCAAUUCUUUGAUUCUAUGGUUAACAAAUACAACAUUAAUCCUAGAGGUGAACAUUAUGCUUGCCUGGUUGACCUUUUUGCACGUGGAGGCCAGUUAGAAAAGGCUUAUGAUCUGGUGCUUAAGAUGAAUGUUACACCUAAUGCCUCACUUUGGGGUUCUAUUCUAGGGGCAUGCAGAAUAUAUGACAAUAUGUCUCUUGGUGAAGUGGCAGCGAGGCAUCUAUUUAAUUUAGCCCCCCAGGAUGCAGUCAACUAUGUCGUUCUAUCGAGUAUAUAUGCCAUAGCAGGUUCUUGGGAGGAUGCUUGGAAGACAAGGAAAGGGAUGAAAGAUAAAGGUAUAGAAAAGGAUCCAGGAUGCUGCAUUAUUCAAUGCACAAAAUAGGAAUUUGGAUUCUUCUAGAGGAGAAAUGAAGAAUAGAGUUGUUUCCAUCGAACAAUAUUCCUUGGAGAAUAUAAAGGAUUUAUGUGGCUCAAGCCAUGGAGGAUGCAUCCAAGGAGUAGUGAGAUGGCUUAAUUUAUUUCCUGUAUUCCAUGAGGAUGAUGAUCUUUUAAGGUUGAUCUGGUAGGAGGGUAAAUAUGUAUGAACAAUUUUAGAAUUAAAGGUCCAUCAAUUGCAUUGUGCCGUGACCAAGUAGCUGAGAUGGUCAUUUGGUGCCCCUCCUAAUACAAAACAUGAUAUCAAAUCAAACCUCCGUGACUGCAGGCUCUCUAUGGUAAGGUCUAUGCUUAUCAUUCGCAUGAAGCGCCACUGGAGAAGAAAAGAUUGAGAUUGGAUUACUGAGAAGCCCAAGAAUAACUACUGUCCUUGCUGCUGGGGGUCGUGGUGGCGGUGGCAUUGGCAGCUCCGGUGGUGGUAGGGGUGGUUCUCGAGGUGGUGAUUCUCAUGCAAGGAGCGCAGGUUUCUUUCCCUUGACUGGUGCGUUUUCUGUAGCAAUCAUAUUGGCCAUACUAUGAUAAUUUAGCUUAUAUAUUUGGAAUGUUACAUUAGAAGUGACAGAUUGAUUGAGAAUAUUUAUAGGUUAAUAACAAGGGUUGGUCAUUUACCAUCCUCUCCCUCUCAUAUUUCGGCCCCAACUGUAGUUUAAGCCAAGAACUUUUAAGGCGUCGUUUGUUUUUCAUUAUCUGGAUG
This is a messenger RNA of Nelumbo nucifera (sacred lotus), 3466 nucleotides long. The record is from RefSeq and is a predicted model, not a curated record. Lineage: Eukaryota; Viridiplantae; Streptophyta; Magnoliopsida; Proteales; Nelumbonaceae.